AUGAGCAAAUUUUUUAGUUUUUAUUCAAAUUCAAUAAGAGAAAACCCCAAAAUAACAAAUGCAAUAACUACAGGUAUAUUGUUUGGGCUGGGUGAUUGUAUUGCCCAAAUAGGAUUUAAAGAUAGAAAUGCACCAAAUCUCACAAAGAAGGACAAAUAUGAUAAAUAUAGAACUCUACGGGCAGUGUUUUAUGGAUCAAUAAUUUUUAGUCCAAUCGGGGAUAGAUGGUAUAAGAUAUUACAGAAUAAAUUGAAUUAUCCUAACUUAAAUAAAUUCCAAAACACUGUUGUUAGGGUGGCAUUUGAUCAAUUAGUAUUUGCUCCUAUUGCAAUUCCGUUUUAUUUUUUUACUCUUUCAUUGAUGGAAUUGAAAAGUUGGGAAGAAAUAAAAUCAAAAGUUAAGGACAAUACUUGGCCAACUUUAAAAUCUAACUGGGUUGUUUGGCCUGCCUUUCAACUAAUUAAUUUUUAUUCGGUUCCCGUACAACAUAGAUUGCUAAGUGUUAAUCUAAUUUCUAUAUUUUGGAACUCUUAUCUAUCUUAUAGAAACUCAUUAAAAAGUGCGGAUAGUCUUGUUGAAACUGCACCUUUAGUUGAGUUUUGA
Messenger RNA from Saccharomycodes ludwigii, 603 nucleotides. It is a transcript of the gene SYM1, whose product is annotated as ethanol metabolism protein. NCBI's taxonomy places the organism in Eukaryota, Fungi, Ascomycota, Saccharomycetes, Saccharomycodales, Saccharomycodaceae. The transcript has a single exon. Gene Ontology annotation, cellular component: cytoplasm; mitochondrion; membrane. Bases 1 to 603 code for a protein of 200 amino acids. The record is from RefSeq and is a predicted model, not a curated record.